AAGCUGAAUUGUCACAUUCCAGGGCAGCUAACUUAACGCCAAUCUCGGAAAAUUUCCUAAAUUUGCUCGGCCGGCCCUACAAUUUUCUCAUAUUUACAGCUUUCAACCAUAAAAUCUCAGUGUUUUUAUUAUAGAUUUAUGUUAAAGAAUCAUUUAAGUAUAGGUAAAAAGAAAUAAUAGCAAGACGCAGUCUUGAUGUUCGCUAAAAAGGCAAAAAAUUGGAUUGCUAAUAAACUGUAAAGAUUAUUCGCGACGUCUGGAGUAGUGUCCAUAGCAUAUAUUUGUGUGCGGCGUGAAGAAACGGAAAAGGUGUUCGAUUAAACGACAUACGGGGAAAUCAAGAAAAAAGCAGAGAAAGCGAGUAGGCGAAUAUUGUUAUGAGUAUUGAAAACUCUAGAUUGGAUAAACGGAAAAUCGUUAUUGCAGUUAGUUCUUGAUAAAUUGCACAAAACAAAGUGGAAAUCAAAAAAUUGUCAACAAGAAUUUUCAAUUAUUAGACAAUUUUUCACAUGUACGAAUAUGCAAUCUGCGGGUGGAACUGGUAAAAUCAUCACAUGAUAGGUGAUGGUCCAAAAUUAUCCCGAACAUAUAGAAUAGUGCAAUUUACACGCCUGUGUGAAAAACAUUAAACGUAGUAAAUGUGUGUGCGUGGACAAAUAAUCGAACCCGAAGCCGUAGCGAAAAAAUCGAUUUGGUACAAAUAAAAAACUAUGAAAGUAGUAAUUGCAUGCAAAUUUUAAUAACAAUUGAAAAAUUAUAGUCACAUUCCUAUCAGAGGAGCAACAUCAUCAUAAGGAGAUGCAACAAUAACGUGAAAGUUUAUUCGAUUCGUUUAACAGACACAUAGUCGUUAGACCUGCUCCAAAUCUACGGUCAAUUGCCGACCCAAUGCGCUAAUAACGAAAGUAGAGCCGCCAGCUGUAACUGGACAUCUGCGACUACAGUAACAGUAGCAAAUGCAUUUCCAAAAGGCUAUGUGUUCAAAAAAUGCCCAGAAAUGCUGCAAAAAAAUUAAUUAACGACGAGGUGUGUCUUCCAAUACAAACAGCUAAAAUCGUAACAGAAACAAUAAUUCUUAUAAGCCCUGAGACCGAUAUACAGCAAAACAAUACACCAACAGAAAACACUAUAACACUACAACAACAAACACAAGAACAGUCAAACGAACAAUUAGAAUCAGAACAAAAACAAAGACAAGAGGAAGUUAAGAGCAGACGACAACGUAAAAAACGACGAGGCAGACAGAGAUCCAAGAAACGUAUUAUUCGUAAGACCAACGCUGGUCCAGAUAGUGCCAAACCAACAGCCGAAAUAAGUGACGAAGCUGCUAACAAAACACUCACCAAUACCCGAAAGUACGCGUCUAGAAAACGCUAUUCCCCACCAUAUUUUCCCACACUUUAUCCCAUUGUUAUCGAAACUUGCCCAGAAGCGGAAUUACAAAGUGUUAGCGCAAGCGGUAAAUCGGGUAUCACAGCAGCAGGUGGCACAAGCGCUGUUGUAGCGGGCAACGCUGUCGGUGUACCUCAGGCACGCCCACCAGUUGGCGCCGGUGGUAGACGUCAACUGCGUAGACGCAGAAGCGUCACCAAUUUUACCAAACGCAAGAAUAGAGCUAAAGCUAAAGCAGCGGCGGCAGUAGCAGCAGCUACCGCUCCAUCCUCUGCGCACAAAGUUUACGUUAAGAGCAAGGAAACUGUUGAGCGCCUAGCGAGCUUACGUAAUCGCAAGAAAUUAAAGGAGCGCAUUCAGGAGAAGAAGAAACAAAGCGCAUUCGGAAGAAGCAGUGGUGACCUGCGGGUGAAAAGACACGCAGCUUGGUUCAAUUUAGAUGAGGCGUUGCUGAACAAAAUCGAACCGCUAGAAGUAGAGGUGAAAAAAGGUGGUAGCAAGCGCAAACGCGACAGCAGUGUUGCAGCAGCACGCAAGCGCAACAGCAACACACAUAAACUCACACCGCCACCGGUGUUACACUUAUCGCCGACCAGUUUCGAUUUUGCUGCGCUCCAUUGCAUUGGCGUCCCGCCAGCGGCUGAGAUUAUCGCCACACCCAACACUGUUAUAGCGCCGGCAGCUGAUAGUCCAGCCAGCGCAAACCCACCGGCUGCAACAUCACCAUUUACAGUAACUGCAGAUUUAACUGGUAGAACAACGCCAACGGCCGUAACUGGUGCCGCAUCAACAACACCAGGUGCAACAGCAAGAACAACUUGCGUAACACCGGUAAGUAGCGGCAGCGUUAGAAAACGCCCACGCGGCAUAAUGUCGCUUUACGAGCGCCGCUACCAGACUGCAGACACGGACACGCGGGCCUCCGCGGGCGUUGUCACCAACGGUUAUCUUAGCUCGACGCGCACUUCUUCCGCGUCAUCCAGCGCCGUACAUUCGGAUACCGAUAAUACACAGGACAUCACACAACAAUACUAUAUGCCAGCGACAUCAGCUUCCAACAGUGGGCUCGCCGGCAGCGCCAACAGCAGCAGCAGCGCUAUAGUUGCCACAACUCAAUUAGGCAAUGGCAACACACUGAAUCACGCGCCUUCCAUGGCGACGCUCUGCAACAUCGGUAACACUUGCUACCUAAAUUCGGUGGUGUAUACAUUACGUUUCGCCCCGCAAUUUCUACACAACCUUCACCAUCUCAUAGUGGACUUGUCAAGCAUACAGCAGUGCAUUGCGCGUCAGCGCGCAGCCAAGUCUUCGUCACUGGGACGCGGCAUUAGCGCGGUGCAAUUGGAAAAUACGCGCAGUUUCAGCAGCAAAGACUUGGCAGCGCUCGAACAGAACGCGCUCAUGAGUACGAGCGGCUGUGGCGGCGGUAUCGGGCAAAAGAGCAGUCACCAAAUGCUCACUGAGCGCUUGCAUGAGCUCUAUCAGUGCUUGCACCGCAAUGAGGUGGCCGAAUCGACGGAGCCCUUUCACGCCGACACACUACUACAUGCUGUGCAGGAUGUGAAUGCGAUCUUUGAGGGCAACCAGCAACAGGACGCGCAUGAGUUUUUGAUGUGUCUGCUGAAUAGUAUACGGGAAACUUGUCAGUUGCUGAUUAAAGCGAUCGGCGAAUAUCCCGAUCUAAUAAUGAAUGGUUACAUACGCAAUCCCGACGAGUUGGAUGGCUAUGCUAGCGAACGCGACACACAAAGUGGCAUCACCGGUAACGCCAAUAGCAGUAAUGCGCUUGGUGCUGGUGGGUCUGCUGCUACCAGCGCUACCAAUUCAACGCUAUCUAGUCUAAGCGCAAGCAACAUAACGAAAGCGUCGUUCUUCUCGCGCAAGUCCAAGCGAAAAGACGAAUCGAAAAACUCCAAGAACACACGACUGCAGUCUCCACUCAAGGAUGGGCAAAGCGGCGCGGGCUUGCAGGCAACUGCAAACAGUCUCUUCUACUUGAAUUCAGUGGAUCUUAGCGGCGCGGCGUCAACCAACACCAACGCGCUGGCCGCAGCGAAUGCCACAUCGGCGAGCAGUCCCAGCGCUGUAGUGAAAGGUGUCGCGAUCUACACCACGGGCACUGAAUCCAGCAGUGAACUCUCAUCGCCGGUAAGCGCGUUGAAAGAUAAAGAGCGUUUGGCUGAGAAGAUACGCGAAUUGGGUUUGGACUUCUUUACCGAGGACUUCGAGGGUGUUACCAUCUCUACUACGAAGUGCUUGAGCUGUGAAACUGUGACGGAGCAGAAGGAGAGUAUGAUUGAUAUCGCGGUACCGGUGCCCAUUUCCGGCUACGAUUUAACCGACUAUGCAGACAAACCCAGCUCGUUUAUACAGAAUUCUUGUGUGACCCGUGAGUUUUUCCGUGGCGAGAAUAAAUAUCGUUGCGAACAGUGCACCGGCUACACCGAAGCAAUACGCUCCAUUUCGUAUGAAGUGCUGCCGCGUCUACUUGUCAUACAAUUGAGCCGCUUCUCCGGCGGCAUGGAGAAGAUAAACAGUUACAUACCCACAUCUUUCACAUUGCAAUGCUUCUGCGCGAAAUGCUGCAAACUCAGCGAUGCCAACAAGUUGCACAUCUACAAAUUGUACAGUGUGAUAACGCAUGUGGGCGCCACCAUGUCUGUAGGUCAUUACAUCGCCUACACUUGCUCACUCGACUGGGCCAAUGAGUAUGUGAAUUGCCCGAAAGAUCGACGCAACGUCAAUACCAAUAAUAGCUCACAGCAAAUGGGCGCCCAGGCAAACGGCUUAUCGAACAAUAGUCUCUACCCGCUGGCUGGCGCGGGCGGUUCGGCGGCAUCAGGCGGCGGCUCGACGCCCAACGAACGCAGCAGUCCCGGCAUACAAGCCGCCUCGGCAGCGAGCGCAGCCGCUUCGGUGCUCGCCUCGUCAGGCUCCAGUCUGAUGAAGAAGAUGAAGUUCGGCCGCAGCAAAGCGUCGAGCAGCGGUGAUAUGAGUAAGAAUAUGAAAAAUUUGAAUGGCAUCACCAGUAAAACGAUUACGAAUGGCAUUGGCAAGCUAAGUAUGAACACGACAUGUCAUAGUUUGACGUGUUGCGCGACGCGCAUUUGUAGCGUGCAACAGCAGCAGCAAUUGCAACAACAGCAGCAACAGCUGAGCGCCAGCAACAAUGAGUUGAGCGAGGAAACGCUACAGAAUGGCUCGAAUCAUGCGUCUUCCACCAUGAGCAUUAGUGGUAGCAGCAAUACCGGCGCCGGCGGCAAUGGCAGCGGCAGCGCCACUGGUAGCGCUGGCAGCAGCACAACCAGCGGCUAUAAUAGCUACCCAGUCGGUUAUGGCAGCACUGGACGCGGUGGCACCAAGGUCAGCACUCUUGGCGGUUAUGCAUCCAGUUGUGGCAGCCUGUCGGCGGCGGGUAGCAGCAAUGGCGAACCAAUCUGGUACAUGUGCGACGAUGAUAAAAUUAAAGCGAUGACACAACGUGAAUUCGAGGAAUUACUGUCUCCAGCGCGCAAAAUCACAGUGACGCCGUACCUGCUCUUCUAUGCGCGCUUCGAUUUGCAGACAUCGACGCCGUCUAGCGCUAAAUCCAACUCGAAUGCGCCGCAGCAGACCGCCUGGUCUAGUGAGAAUUUGACGCAGCAUCCAGUCGCCACAGCCGCAGCACUGCAUAAAAUGUGAGUAACGCUGAGUGAGUCGGCUCAACAGCAAAUGCAGCUACAGCAGCUGGACCAGCUAAUGGAUGCGGUGGCAUUGACGGCGCAUAUGCGCAAAUCCAGACAGCAUAGUUGUGCCCGUCGGCGCUGCAACUGCGAACAGGUAAUUUAAUUGGCGGUUGCGAUGGCGCGGGAGAAUGACAAACGCGCAGCGGCGAAACGUUAUGAGGUGAAGCGUAGGAGGCGUCGCGUGCCAGCAAGCAGCGACCGCAUUGUGGACAUGCGUUGUAAUGCUGGUUGUGAACGAAAAGGCUGCGCAACGGCCGCGUCAUCGUUGGCGAGUACACAUCAGCGUUUAUUCUUCACGCCUGCAUCUUUUCCCAUUGUGAUUGUGCUAAUUUUAAUUGUAAUUAUUAUAGCAAUUAUGCUUAUUUGUAUACCGUAUUAUUAUUAUCAGCGUUAUUUUAGUAAAAACACAUACUAACACACACACACUCACACCCACAGGCGCGCAUACAUUGCAGUGAGCAUUCAGUUUGUUAUGAUGGAUGCGCAAAUUAUGCUAAUUAAAUAACAUUUUCGCAUUUCACAAUUUCACUAAGCAAUUAAAUAUUAUUAUUGUACGUGGUAUACUAAUGAUAAGUGAUAUAUUUUUGUUAUAACCAUAGUCUUUAAUUACAUACACUUCUUCUCUAGGUAAAUAGCUAAGCGAUUUUGGAUUUAAUUUCAUAUUUUCAGCCAGACAAGCAGGCAAAUCUGUUUGCUGCGUUUACUUUUACAUUUAAGUUACGCCAACCUGAGCGUGUAAGCAGCGUCCAGUCGUCGCUCGCAUAGCUAAACAUAUAUAAUGUAUUUACAUAUUUACCGUUUUAAUUUUUCACUUAAACACUCAUUGAUAAAUAAUAUAUAUAACCGUUCAACGCAUUAAUUCGGUUUGCUUAUGUUGGAAAAUCGGCUUCCUAUCAACAGCUGGACUAGUAAAUGUUAUUAAAAUUGCAUGCAUUUAGGCGCUGGGCAUCUUCUUGACAAAUUACAAUUGUUCAUUUGUGUUUUUUUUUUGAUGUUGUUGUUAUUGUUGUGACAACAUGAAACGUUGCCCAGAUGAAUUCGCGGCGGGCUGGUGAGCUGCCGACCAUAGCCGUGUAAAACACCGAGUCCAUUCUGGUUUUGUAGACCCGAUUGACUUAUUAUUAUUAUUUUUCCGGCAAUUAGGCUCACCGCAUAUUUAGUUUAUUUUUUUUCAUAGCGCACUCACAUCAGUAUUUCAGAAUGCAUACGAUUUUUUAAACCUACUUUUAUUGCAGUUCUAGUCUUACAGCGCCUACUAAGUGCGUUGAAGAAUUGUAAAUUUCACUACUUUUCAUUCUUUGCAUACAAAAAGCGACAAAGUGUUAAAAUUACACGAAAUCGCUUAAUUAAAUUAUACAAAGUAUUUCCAUAUGAAAAUAAAAACUUUAUUUUAUUAUAUAAAAAAAAACAUGUUUGUUAAAAUAAAUGAAACAAGAAAACAAAAACAAAUUGACUGAUUCCUCCCAUUUAUACAUAUUCUUACGAACCUAAAGGCAAUGCAAGAAAUUAAAAUUAAAAAAAAAAAACUAAUCAAUAUAAACCCGAUUGGCGCAUUAAAAAUUAAGUUUCUAUGUUUACAAAAGCAAAAAAAAAAAUACUACUUAAAAAGCCUUAGGCUUGUUUGUAUUUUACAACUAAUCGAUAAGUUAUGUUAUAGAGAGCUGUUAAGAAAUAAGUGAGGCAAAAAUAACAACAAAAAAAUAUUACAAACAAAUGUUAAUUAUUAAGCAAAUUUCAAAAAUAAAGAAACAGCAUUAUUAACUAACGAGAAGUUUGAACGUUUGUAAAAGUCUAUUGUUAAACUUAAAACGAAAAAAAGGAUUUUCCAUAUACAUAUAUAUUAAUUUUUUAAAUUUAUGCUUUCUCAUUUUACAAAGAAGUACAUUUUACAUAUAAAUUUUAUUAUUUAAACAAAGUUAAUAAGUACUAACUGUGAAGUCACAAUAAAAUGCUUUUGGUCGCAAAUCUAGUAAAUAAGCAUUUCAACAAAUAUUUCUUAUUAAAUUUAUUUUCUUUAUUAUUAUUUAGUUCUUAAUAUUAUAAUAAUAAAGUUAUUCUUUCCUUAUUUUUUCUUUAUUGUUUUUUUUUUUAUUAUUUAUUACUGUUAAUUUUUUAUUAAUAUUAUUUAUUAUUAUUAUUAUUUAAUAUUAUUAUUAUUUUUUAUUACAUCUCAGUUGUUUUUAUUUUUCUUUGUUGUUUUUAUUAAUUUUUUGUUUAUUGUUAUCUUCUCUUUUCAUUUAUUUUUAUAUAGUUUUUUGUAGUUGUUAUUAAAUUCAUUCCGGUGCCACUCUCUAAAUUUGUUCGCUGUAGUUAAGCGGCUACAAAAUUAGUAUUGCCUUUGUUGGGUUUAAAAAUAAAUUUUUAUUAACUGAUCGAUGCAGUAUUGUGAAGUUCUUUUCGUAGCCUACUUUUAGGGGUAGCGUCAAUAAUUUUGAUCGAGUAAUUUAUCCAAUUGUAUAUUUCUUUUUAAUUUAAUAUAUUUUCCUUAUUUUUUAUUAUAUCUUUUUGUUGCCUCUUAUUUUAUUAUAUUUUUUGUAAUUUUUUUAGUCUAGUUUAAAGUUUUUUUUUUACUUAAUUUUUUCCCCCUAAUAUAUGUACAUUUUUUUUAGAGAUUUAUUUUAUUUUUUAAAUAUCUCUUGUAUAUUUUUUGGUAUAUUUAAUACUUUUAUAUAUUAAUAAUAAUAAAAUGUAUAAAUGUUGUUUAAUUUUAUAUUUUUUAUAUCUUUAUAUUUUCUUGUAACGACGUAUUCAAUUUUGGUCAUUUAGUUACAAAUGCAAUAUUUAUGUUUUCUAAUUUCACUUGGCAUCCAUUGCUGAUUCCGUUUGACUCAUUUUCAGGCAAUGUUGUAAAUUUAAUUGAGUUGAUUAAUAAAAAAUAAUUAUAAACAAACACAUGAAAAUUUUGAUUUGUUUAUAAUUACCAUCAUUUGAGUUUCACUUUAUUAAUAAUUUUUUUUUAAUAAUUGAAUAAUCUAGAGCAUUAUAUCAUAGCAAGCAAUUAGAAAUUCCGAAUAAAUAAAAAAAAAAUAAUUUAAAAAAAUACAUAAAAAAAAUCGUAUACGGAGAAUAAAAUUUGAAGUGUUUAAGAAACAAUUACAUUUAUACAAAUAAUGGCCUAUUCACAUAAUUUAAAAACACAGUUUGAAAAACAUAAUUUUACAGAAAAAAAAACAAAAAGAAAAUUAAAAUAAUUUCAUAAAUCAAAAAAAUUCAGAAAAAAUUAAAACAGAAAAUACAAAUUUGGCAAAAAUUUACAUUUCUCAAAAAUAUGUCUUAUUUAUUACUAAACUUUAUUUUAAGCCUAAAAUAUUUAAUGAAAAGAUAAUUUUUUGUUUUGAAGAAUGCAAGUUGCAUAUUAUAUAUAUUUAUUUAAUUAAUAUAUACGUAACUUAGCUAUGUAAUAUGAAAUAAUUAUGUAAAAUAUUUUAAUUCAAGAAAAACAAACGUUUAUUCGCCAUAACCAAAAAAAGAAAACCUCCCAAAUGUCAACUUUUAGGAACUUUGCGGAAACUCAGUAUUUUAUUGAAAACUUUUACAUUCUUCAUUAUUUUUUUUAUAAAGUGAAAUCUCUGUUUGGUUAAAAGUCAAAUAAUAUUAAAACAUGUAUUUAAAAAAAAAAAUUAAUAUAAUUUUAAGAUUUGUGCUGUAUUUUUUUAUUUUAAUUAUUUUUGCAUUUUUCUUAAGUAUGUAUGUAUGUAUAUAAUUUUAUUUUUUUCCAAUACUGAUUUUCUUAACUAAAGCUAGUUAAAACUGUUUCAAACCAUUAUUUGUAUUAUGCGUGAUAUUUUAUAAAAAUUGCUUUCGUGUUACAUGCUUUCAAUUUUUUCUAGUUCGUUCAUAUUUUUUUUGUUUUCUACAUUUUUUAAUUUAUUCUAUUUUAUUUUUUUUUGUUAUAUUAUAUUUUUCUAUUAAUUUUUUGUAUUUAUUUUUUAUACUUAUUUUUCAUAUUAAUUUUUUGUAUUUAUUUUUUAUAUUAUUUUUUAUUACUUUUCAGUUUAUAUUAUUAUUGUUUUUUUUUAGCUUCGAUGUUGUUGACAUUUAAACUAAGCAAACUUUUCGUUCUAUUAAAUAUACUACGAAUUUAAAGCGCUGAUCCGAAACAAUUAUGAAAUCAAUUGUGUAAGAAAAAAAUCAUUACAGUUUAAAAAAGAGAAUUUUACAGCUGAAAAGCAUUUAUACAUACACAAAGCUUAUAUAUGUACAUGCUGCAUUAUUGUAAAUAUACAUAUAAAAUAAACGUAAAAAAGGUUAUAACAACAAAAAAGUUUGAAAAAAUCUAUAAUUGUUAUAAGCAACCAUAAAUACACUUGCAAAUUGAAAGGCCUAAAAUAGAUACUAAGUGAAAAGCUCCACAACUUUACAAAGCCUAUGCACAUGCACAUACAUGCAAACAUAAAUAUGUAAAAUGAAGCUAACAGGCAACCAUAACUACCAUAUAUAUUUGUUUUCCAUGAAAUAUUACAUAAAAAUAUAUUUAAAAAAGUUACAUGUAAAAGUUAAAUCUAAUAAAAUUAGAAAAAUAUAGUAAAAAAGUAAAGAAUACAAUCUGUAAAAACACAACAACAACAAAUUGCAACCGAAAAUAGCUGAACAUAAAAAAGCAACUAAAAAAAAUUAUGAAAAAUUGAAAUUGAACUUCUAUCGAAUACCUACUACAUACACACAUAAAUAUUUACAAACAUAUGUAUGUAUAUGAAUGUUAUGUUAUGCAAAAUGGAUUAAAAAUAAAAAUGUAUAAACUUUCAUACAUACAUAUGUACAUAUUAUUGCAAUAAAUAUUGAGGGCAACAAAAGCAAAGCAGAGAACUGAGUGAAAAAAACUUUAGAAGAAGCUUCUAGAAGAUCCAUUUGCUUAUUUCAAAACAUAUUGUUUUAUAUUUAAACUUAAAAUUAAAAUGAUGUAAAAUUAUACGGAAAUAUUUUUUUGCAAUUCAUUUGCAUACUUUUAGGCUGUUAUGAAAUAUAAUUUUAAAUUACAUUUGCUUGGCUUAAACACUGCGUACACUCGGCAUAUCAGUAUACUGCGCUGGGAUAAGUGUUUUGAAAUAAUGUAAAUCCAUAUUUGUUAAAAAGUUUGCUUUUUAGGUUAGAAUGAUUUUUUUUUUAAUUUAGUAGAAAAAAAGUAAAAUUCUUUACCAAAAUAUAAGGUUUUUAUAAGCGUGUAUAACGCCUUUUAAAUGGUAGUUAUAAAUUUUAUUUUGUUUUUGAAGCUUUUAAAGCUUUAUUGGAGCGAAAUUUCGGAAAAAGCUUGAAAUAAAACUGCAUACAUCAUGAUUCUAUUAUAUAAGGCUGUGUCGAUAGGCCAAAAACAUCACCUUUGGAAUCCAUUACGGAUAUUACAUGAUCGGGCGUUUUCUUUUGUAUUGUUUAUUUGUUUUUAUGUGAUUCAAAGACUUUAAUAAUGCGUUUUUUGGGUGAUAACUGAAUACCAAUAGAUUGUAAAUAACACAAAUAACACAUCAAAAUGUAAACAGAAAAUUCAUGCGAAAAAUAAAAAUCUGACCUUGAAAUUCUAGUUUAAAAUACUUUUCCGUAAGAGGAAGUAUGCUUCGUAGCGACACAACCUUAUAUACUUGAAUAUGACAUAUACACACUCGUGGCCACGCAAACCUUACCACUAUAUUCUUAACCUUUUUCGGACUUUUUCGUUCGUUUCGGAUUUUCUUCAAAUUUUUUUUAUGUUUUUAGUAAGUAUAGGUAAACUAAAUUAUAUUAUCUAAUUAUAAUUAUACGUAGUUUUUAAUUUACUACGUUUAAUGAGUAAAACAUAAAUUAGCUUCUCUGUGCUUAUACAAAAGCGGCCGAUUUUUUGUUCUUUAAAUGAUAGUGUAAAGUUCACUGUCUUUCAAUUGAUUUAUCUGUAGCUGAAUGUGUUUUGUUUUUAAUUUUUUUGAUUAAUAACAUGUCAUUAACUUAUUUCUUAAUCAAAAGUUUCUACACCACAAAAACUACCGCUAUAAAAUGUAGUCAAAUAUUCACAAUACUUGAAAAUUUUGAUAGGUAAGGUUUGCGUGGCCACGAGUGUAUGCAUAUACGGUUCUGCAUUUCGAGUCUUUCUUCUUCGUUCUUAUUCAUUAUUAUAUAAAUAAUAAAAAAAAUAUUUUUCUCUAUUAUUGCCUAGUAAAUAACAUGAAAUAGAAAUAUUUCGCUGAAAAUCAUACUCGCAAAAUUAUCAAAAUGCAAAAGAAAAAGCAGUACAUCGAAUAGGAACACACACUUUUUUUAGUUAUCUUCCAUAACCCAAAAAAAAUCUUGUUACAUAUACAUACAUACAUAAAAUACAACAAUAUUGUAAUACAUACAUAUGAGAUACUAAGUAAUAGUAAAAACAAAAGCUAAGCUCUGUUAUUAGAAAUCGUAAUUAAGCAAAGCAUUACAAAUGAAAGCUGAAAUAUUUAAGAAAAUUUAUUAGACCAAGUCAAUGCUGAAGGCAAAACAAAAAAAAAAAAACAA
Molecule: messenger RNA, 11570 nt
Organism: Bactrocera dorsalis (oriental fruit fly)
Lineage: Eukaryota; Metazoa; Arthropoda; Insecta; Diptera; Tephritidae
Gene: Usp1
Exons: 5
Coding region: 988-5073 (1361 amino acids)
Biological process (GO): protein deubiquitination
Cellular component (GO): nucleus; cytosol
Molecular function (GO): cysteine-type deubiquitinase activity; cysteine-type endopeptidase activity
Source: RefSeq, a predicted model, not a curated record